CUUGCGGCCCCGCGCGCCGGAUCGGCGUGCGUGCAGCUGGAGCCUCAAGCGUUUCCUCCGCCCGGCUUCAUCGCCGCCUGCGGCCCAGCGUCGCUCUCCUUCUGCGCGAGGCGGCCAAGGCCUGCUGGCCAGGAGCCGCGUCUCCACCUGCGCGAGGUAUCGUCGUUGGAGAAGAUGGAAGCGGAGAGGCGGCCGGCGCCGGGCUCGCCCUCCGAGGGCCUGUUCGCGGACGGGCACCUGAUCUUGUGGACGCUGUGCUCGGUCCUGCUGCCGGUGUUCAUCACCUUCUGGUGUAGCCUCCAGCGGUCGCGCCGGCAGCUGCACCGCAGGGACAUUUUCCGCAAGAGCAAGCACGGGUGGCGCGACACGGACCUGUUCAGCCAGCCCACCUACUGCUGCGUGUGCGCGCAGCACAUUCUGCAGGGCGCCUUCUGCGACUGCUGCGGGCUCCGCGUGGACGAGGGCUGCCUCAGGAAGGCCGACAAGCGCUUCCAGUGCAAGGAAAUUAUGCUCAAGAAUGACACCAAGGUCCUGGACGCCAUGCCCCACCACUGGAUCCGGGGCAACGUGCCCCUGUGCAGUUACUGUAUGGUUUGCAAGCAGCAGUGUGGCUGUCAACCCAAGCUUUGCGAUUACAGGUGCAUUUGGUGCCAGCAAACAGUACAUGAUGAGUGCAUGAAAAAUAGUUUAAAGAAUGAAAAAUGCGAUUUUGGAGAAUUCAAAAACCUAAUCAUUCCACCAAGUUAUUUAACCUCCAUUAAUCAGAUGCGUAAAGACAAAAAAACAGAUUAUGAAGUGCUAGCCUCUAAGCUUGGAAAGCAAUGGACCCCAUUAAUAAUCCUGGCCAACUCUCGUAGUGGAACUAAUAUGGGAGAAGGACUGUUGGGAGAAUUUAGGAUCUUGUUGAAUCCAGUCCAGGUUUUUGAUGUAACUAAAACUCCUCCUAUCAAAGCCCUACAACUCUGUACUCUUCUUCCAUAUUAUUCAGCUCGAGUACUUGUUUGUGGAGGGGAUGGGACUGUAGGGUGGGUCCUGGAUGCAGUUGAUGACAUGAAGAUUAAGGGACAAGAAAAGUACAUUCCACAAGUUGCAGUUUUGCCUCUGGGAACAGGCAACGAUCUAUCCAAUACAUUGGGUUGGGGUACAGGUUAUGCUGGAGAAAUUCCAGUUGCACAGGUUUUGCGAAAUGUAAUGGAAGCAGAUGGAAUUAAACUAGAUCGAUGGAAAGUUCAAGUAACAAAUAAAGGAUACUACAACUUAAGAAAGCCCAAGGAAUUCACAAUGAACAACUAUUUUUCUGUUGGACCUGAUGCUCUCAUGGCUCUCAAUUUUCACGCUCAUCGUGAGAAGGCACCAUCUCUGUUUUCUAGCAGAAUUCUUAAUAAGGCGGUUUACUUAUUCUAUGGAACCAAAGAUUGUUUAGUGCAAGAAUGUAAAGAUUUGAAUAAAAAAGUUGAGCUAGAACUGGAUGGUGAGCGAGUAGCACUGCCCAGCUUGGAAGGUAUUAUAGUUCUGAACAUCGGAUACUGGGGCGGUGGCUGCAGACUAUGGGAAGGGAUGGGGGACGAGACUUACCCUCUAGCCAGGCAUGACGAUGGUCUACUGGAAGUCGUUGGAGUAUAUGGGUCUUUCCACUGUGCUCAGAUUCAAGUAAAACUGGCUAAUCCUUUUCGAAUAGGACAGGCACAUACAGUGAGGCUGAUUUUGAAGUGCUCCAUGAUGCCGAUGCAGGUGGAUGGGGAGCCUUGGGCCCAAGGGCCCUGCACUGUCACCAUAACUCACAAGACACAUGCAAUGAUGUUAUAUUUCUCUGGAGAACAAACAGAUGAUGACAUCUCCAGUACUUCGGAUCAAGAAGAUAUAAAGGAGACUGAAUAGAUGGAUGAGGGAGUGGAAACUUUGCAUAGAAUCCUCACGCAAGUAGAUACAUGUUCAUCCAAAAGUAUUAAUAGAAAUUCUCUAUCAGCUAUUCAGUCUUAAUUUCACUAGUAGUAUAAUGGGUAUACAUUUUUGUAAAUAGCAUCCCCAAACCAGCCAGCCUUCAGUUAUUUACAAAUGUUUGUUCUUUUUUCAGCAAAAUACUUCAAAUGAAUAGUAUUAACUUACGAAAAGUCACAAAAACUUACAUGAGAGUGAAAAUUUGUUAUGACUGUUUUGAGAGUGGGACUCACUCUGAAGUAUGUGCUGUCUCAUUUCUUAUUUUUGAACCAUGCAUAUGACGGACACACAAUGGAUGGACACAUUAUAUCUCCAACAAGGUGUGGGUGGAAAGAUCAAAUUAACCUGCUUUUUUGAAAGGAAAUGAUUACUGUCAAACCAACAUGGUUAAUUGUGGGCAUCCUCCUGCAGCAUGCCUCUGAAGAUUUUCUACAACCCAAACCAAGUGUAUGUAUUGAUUUCCAGAAACCCCCAAAAGGAGAAUAGUAAAAAAAGAUCAUACUUAAAA
Nomascus leucogenys (northern white-cheeked gibbon) is the source of this 2446-nucleotide messenger RNA. It is a transcript of the gene DGKE, whose product is annotated as diacylglycerol kinase epsilon. The record is from RefSeq and is a predicted model, not a curated record. NCBI's taxonomy places the organism in Eukaryota, Metazoa, Chordata, Mammalia, Primates, Hylobatidae. Gene Ontology annotation, molecular function: ATP-dependent diacylglycerol kinase activity.